AUGGCGGGCGGGUGCAAGGCGGCCAUCGGGUGCGUGGACGCGCGGGUGCCGGUGCGCGCCAGCUACGUCAGCCUCUACAAGUGGCCCGAGUCCGACGCCGAGUUCGUCCGCUCCGUGGCCAUGGCGCGGCGCCACCACCACCAGCCGGAGAGCCCCGCGGCCGCGUGCUACAGCGGCGGCAGCGCCAGCAUGCGCCGGUCCGGCGGGGUCGGGGUCGAAGGGUACGGCGGCGAGAGCCCGAGGGUGGUGGACAGCUACUCGUGCCGGCAGAUGUACCUCCGCAGCUACACCUUCUCCACGAAAAAGGAGACGGUGCCAGAGCGCACCAUGGCGUGCCUCGGCCGCGUUCGGGAGCGCGCUGCCGUUUUCCCCAGCUUCCUCCCCAACCGCAGCGGGGGCGGCGGAUCCGACGCCGGAAGCUCCUUCGGCAGCUCGAGUGGCGGUGGUCGGUACUCCGGGAGGGAUCAAGACGGCGGGCGCAGAGGGACUGCUGGUGGCGGGAGCAAAGGGAGAAGGAAGCGACGGAGGAAGAAUAAGGGGUGCGCGGUGGUGAGGAGGCUGCAGGAGGCGUCGUGUGGGGCGGUGCGGGCCAUCUUCCGCCGCCUGCUCGCGUGCACCACCACCGUCGACGUCGAGGUUGCCGAGCCGCCACCUUAUUCCGGCCGGUGA
Molecule: messenger RNA, 669 nt
Organism: Lolium rigidum
Lineage: Eukaryota; Viridiplantae; Streptophyta; Magnoliopsida; Poales; Poaceae
Exons: 1
Coding region: 1-669 (222 amino acids)
Source: RefSeq, a predicted model, not a curated record